AUGUCGACUGCAAUUGCCAAACGCAAGCGCGCAAGAAAGGCAUGCAUCCCAUGCCACCAGCGCAAGCGGAAAUGUGACACCAUUUAUCCAUGUGGCAUGUGCACCACAUAUGGAUACAACUGCAGGUAUGCCGACGAGGACGGCACCACCAAGCCUGCGAGUGGCGUACAAAUUUCGCCUCCAGCCAAGCGCGUCAACCUCAACAGUGAAAGUCAAAGCCUGACAAACCAGGCCCCCGCAGCACGCAGUCCAGGUAUCUUUGACGAGCAAAAGUUCAGACACUCUGGCGCAUCGGCGGCCAUGGCAUUCCCACAUAUCUUAGGCGUGGCUCUUGGCUCUGACAGUCCUCCCAAGACGCGUUCCUUUGCCUAUAAUUUUGGCAUUCGCCCCGAAGAAGCAUCCAACACUCACUGCUUUCUGGGAAACCUCAUCUCGGAAGAGGACCUCGACUUCUUUUCAGAGGUUUACUUCUCAAUAUUGGGUCCUAUCGGUGACGUACUUGACCGGGGAAUGUAUGCCCAGCGAUGCCGAGACUAUUAUCAUAGUUCUCCACCUCAAAGUUCCGGCAGCAAUGCGGUCGCCUUUGCCGCCGUGGCAGCUGGUGUGGCCGCUCUCGGGUCGUUCCUUUCACCUACUAAUAGACACCCGCGGGAGUCUGAGCUGGUGCAGUACGCUAAAGCUAUUCUUGAUGAUCCGGCUUCUUUGCGAUUGCAUGGUAUUGAUCAUAUCGUCGCGUGGGGCAUGCGGGUGUUUUAUUUACGGGCUACAACACGCCCUAGCAAUGCCUGGAUCGCUUCUUGCACCCAGAUGCACCUCUGUGAAGCGAUCGGCUUACACGAGGAAGAGAAUAUCAAGAAGAUGGCGUCGGUUCUGGGAUAUGAUGCCGAUCUUUUAAGGAGGAUAUUUUGGAUUUCGUGGGCUGGGCAUAAUAUGCUGUCCUAUGAAUAUGAUCGUUCGCCUGUAUGCUUUCAGGCUGUGACUUGCCUAUCUAUUAUUCCGCCAGCAAAGUCUGUUGCCGACCAAUUUGUGGAACUAAUUCAGAUUAUUCCAUCGCCUAACUCUCCGUUCCAGCUUCAGUGGCAGGCCUCAACUCCGAGUGAGGAGCUACUUGAGCGUCUCAAAGUAUUAGGUGAAUUCCAAACCACACAUCCGUUCCUUGUGGUAACGAAAGCAGACAUUGCGUUCUGCUUCUAUCGGCGCCUUUAUCAACUCAAGACCCGCAUAUCAGAUGAGGCCAUCAGUGUUGUCAUUGAUAGCGGAAACGCCGCAGUGGAAGCAGCCGAGCUGCAAGCUAAUCAGGGCCGUCUAUUUUGGAACGUCAUCGGCAGUGUAUUCCAGUACACCUGUAUCUUGUUGGCUAUCGACACGCCUGCAGCCAUUGUACACAUCGGAGCUGCGUUCAAAGGAUUAGAGAACCUUGUCAAGGCUGCGGACACAGCACUAACGCGCGAGGCGUUAUCGAUGGCGCGGCAUCUACUCACUCUUAAUAUGGCGAAGAAGCGGAAGGAACUGACUCAGUUGGAAGUCGUCGAGGCAAACUGUGAAUUCCCGGUGUCCGAAUCCAAUACUGUGCCAGAUAUGGACUGGGCGGUGGAUUGGGACCAAUUUUUUAUCGAUCCGUAUCUAUCGAUGCUCGGCCCCGACAUUCAGAUAUAG
This is a messenger RNA of Penicillium longicatenatum, 1656 nucleotides long. RefSeq names its product C6 zinc finger domain protein. The transcript has a single exon. Lineage: Eukaryota; Fungi; Ascomycota; Eurotiomycetes; Eurotiales; Aspergillaceae. The record is from RefSeq and is a predicted model, not a curated record. Bases 1 to 1656 code for a protein of 551 amino acids. Gene Ontology annotation, molecular function: zinc ion binding; DNA-binding transcription factor activity, RNA polymerase II-specific. Gene Ontology annotation, biological process: response to xenobiotic stimulus; regulation of DNA-templated transcription.